AUGAUCCAGAGGCGCAUCCUCAACGCACACUCCCACCUCUACCACCACCUACGAACCAUCAUGGCUCUCCUCCAACCCCUAAUCAACCCUUCCUCCUCCUCCUCGAGGAACGACAAAGUAAUACCAACACUCCUCGCACCCGCCCGCCGCCGCCUGACCCUCCCGGAGCGGAUCCCCCGCGGCGCGUGGGACUCCCACAUGCACGUCGUCGACCCGGCCGCAUAUCCCUUGGCACAGGACGCCGUCUACUGCCCCGCGACGCACCGCCUCGACCACGCCCUCGCCUUCGAGUCCUCCGUCGGCAUCGACAACAUCGUCCUCGUCCAGCCCUCCAUCUACGGCACAGACAACACCUGCCUCCUCGACGCCCUGCGCGCCCUCGGCCCCCGCCGCGGCCGCGCCGUCGUCGCCUUCGAGCCCGGAUCCGUCCCGCAGAGCACUCUUAAAGAGUGGCACCGCCUCGGCGUGCGCGGCGUCCGCAUCAACCUCUCCUCCGUCGGCAAAUCCCUCACCGCCGCCCAGCUCGAGGAGUUACUGCUCAAGUACGCGGAGGACUGCCGCCCGCUCGACUGGGUGAUCCAGGUGUACAUGCCCAUGUCGAUGAUCCCGCUCCUCGAGCCGGUGGUGCCGCGCCUCGGCGUGCGCGUGUGCAUCGACCACCUCGGCCAUCCCAGCGUCCAGGACAUGCCCGCGCGCGACCCGUACUCGAUGAGGGGGUUCCGGGCGCUGGCGCGGCUGCUCAAGGCGGGCGGCACGUACGUCAAGCUCUCGGCGCCCUACCGGCUGAGCAGCAUGGCGGACCACAGCGACCUCGAGCCGAUUGCGCGCGAGGUGCUGCGGCUGCGGGGACGGGACAGGGUGAUUUUCGCGACGGACUGGCCGCAUACGCGGUUUGAGGGGCUGGAUAUCAGGCCGUGGAUGGAGACGGUGCUGGACUGGUGUGAUAAGGAUGAUGUGCUGGUGGACAGGCUGUUUAGGGGCAACGCGGAGGAGUUGUGGAAUACCCGGCAUGCCAGGUGA
Molecule: messenger RNA, 1020 nt
Organism: Colletotrichum siamense
Lineage: Eukaryota; Fungi; Ascomycota; Sordariomycetes; Glomerellales; Glomerellaceae
Gene: SLMH-1
Product: 4-sulfomuconolactone hydrolase
Exons: 1
Coding region: 1-1020 (339 amino acids)
Molecular function (GO): hydrolase activity
Source: RefSeq, a predicted model, not a curated record